This is a messenger RNA of Nematolebias whitei (Rio pearlfish), 1060 nucleotides long. RefSeq names its product family with sequence similarity 219 member Ab (gene fam219ab). The record is from RefSeq and is a predicted model, not a curated record. The transcript is spliced from 6 exons. Bases 202 to 780 code for a protein of 192 amino acids. Lineage: Eukaryota; Metazoa; Chordata; Actinopteri; Cyprinodontiformes; Rivulidae.
CCUCCCGGAAGUGGGUGGUGGCGUACUUCGUCACCACUGGUCACACCACCGUGGAUGAGCCUGCUGGGAUGAAGCUGGCCGCCGGAGAAUCACAAGGAGACCGGUUCCGAGUCUGACCGCCUUGAAAGUCUCGGUGAAAGCGCAGCGAGCAUCAGGACCGUGUGGUUCAGGAGGAGAGAGGAAAUAACGCCUGCUGCCAAAAUGAUGGAAGAAAUCGACAGAUUCCAGGUGCCCAGUGCGGUGCAGGAGGCGGAGAUGCAGUCAGAGAUGCAGCCGCUGGAUCCUGCUUCAUCUACUGCUUCAGAGGCUGACUCAGACACCAGAGAGGGCGAACCGGUUACUAUCAACUACAAGCCCUCACCCCUGCAGAUGAAAAUAGAGAAACAAAGAGAGCUGGCCAGGAAGGGUUCAAUAAAGAACGGCUCCACUGUAGGUAGUCCAGUCAACCAGCAGCCCAAGAAGAACAACGUCAUGGCCAGAACACGGUUGGUAGUGCCCAAUAAAGGCUAUUCGUCUUUAGACCAGAGUCCAGACGAAAAGCCCUUGGUGGCCCUAGACACAGACAGCGAUGAUGAUUUCGACAUGUCCAGAUACUCAUCAUCAGGAUACUCUUCUGCUGAGCAAAUCAAUCAGGAUCUGAACAUUCAGCUGCUGAAAGACGGUUACCGCCUAGACGAGAUCCCGGACGACGAGGACCUGGAUCUGAUCCCGCCCAAAUCCGUCAACCCCACCUGCAUGUGCUGCCAGGCAACCUCAUCCACAACCUGCCAAAUCCAGUAACCCCCACCCACCCUGACCCCCACCCCUUUCCAUGUAACACAACCCCACCCCCCUCCAUCCGCUGUGAGUUUACCUCGGCAUCAGUGAGGCAUUCGUAGGAUAUUGUCAUAAAAGUUAAGCGCUAUGAUGACAACAUCAAAUAAUCCAUUUAACAAACAGAAUUAAAAUCUAGAAAGGACACAAGAAUAAUCAGUAUGUGAUAAUAACGUUAGUAAAGUGGUGGAUUCCUCCUAUGGUAGGACCUGCUUUCCGUUUCAGCUUCUUUCAAGGUGGUGAUGUA